Messenger RNA from Pectinophora gossypiella (pink bollworm), 1948 nucleotides. RefSeq lists its product as uncharacterized. Gene Ontology annotation, molecular function: phosphatidylinositol bisphosphate binding. The transcript is spliced from 14 exons. The record is from RefSeq and is a predicted model, not a curated record. The coding region runs from base 69 to 1916 and encodes 615 amino acids. NCBI's taxonomy places the organism in Eukaryota, Metazoa, Arthropoda, Insecta, Lepidoptera, Gelechiidae. Gene Ontology annotation, cellular component: membrane.
UCAGUAGUAUAACAGAAUCUGUUGGAUACAAACAUAAUACUGUUAUUAAGACAGUAAAUAUAAUAGUAAUGGCAGCGGUCCGAGAAUUGUCCCCUGAGUUAGCAGAGAAAGCUAGAGUGGAGCUAAAUGAAGAUCCAAAAAGGUUGAAAGAUGAUCUGCAGCAUCUUAAGGAUUGGAUUGCCAAGCAGCCCCAUUUGAGAGCGAGGACUGAUGACCAGUGGCUGGUAGCGUUUCUUCGUGGUUGCAAAUUCAGUCUGGAGAGAGCCAAAGAGAAGAUAGAUCUCUACUACUCUUGCCGAACCAACGCACCGGAGUUCUACAGGAUUAAACAUACCGAUCCGAAGUUCAAUGAAAUUCUCGAGUUGGGGACAAUGCUGAUACUGCCUAAAACUAUCGGAACAGAUCCUGUUGUUAACAUCGUAUCUCCAGGGACAUACGAUCCUGACAAAUACUCCAUUGUUGACAUUGUUUCUGUAGGAAAUGUACUUAUUAAGAUAAUGAUGAUGGAAAAUGACAAUGCAGUAGUUUCUGGGGGUCAAGCGAUACUUAAUUUAGAGGGCGUUACUUUUAAUCAUUUUUUGCAAAUGACCCCCUCCGUUAUGAAGAAAAUGGUUGUCACGAGUCAGGAUGCGCAACCAUUUCGCAUGAAGGGAACGCAUUAUUUAAAUACUCCUCCUGGGUUCGAGACAGUUUUCAAUGCUAUGAAAGCCUUAAUGAAUAAAAAAAAUCAAAGUCGGUUGUAUGUUCACAAUCAAAACUACGAAGAAAUGUAUAAACACAUCCCUAAGGAGAUUUUGCCAGCAGAAUAUGGCGGUAAUGGAGGAACCAGGAAAGAAGUAAUAGAGUACUGGAAGAAAAAGGUGCAAGAAUGGAGCUCGUGGUUGGAAGAAGACGAGAAAUAUGGUACUGAUGAAGCGCUCCGGCCCGGCAAGCCAAGAACUGCAGAGGAUAUGUUCGGUGUUGAAGGCUCCUUCCGAAAACUCGAGCCAGUGUCCGUUCGUCCAUUAUGUCCUGAGUUAGCUGAAAAGGCGAGGGUGGAACUGAAUGAGGAUCCGAAAAAACUAGAAGAUGGCAUACAGAUUUUGAAGGAUUGGAUUGCGAAGCAACCGCAUCUGAGGGCUCGGACAGAUGAUCAGUGGCUGGCGACAUUCUUGCGAGGAUGCAAGUUCAGCAUUGAGCGAGCGAAGGAGAAGAUUGAUUUGUAUUACUCUUUAAGAAGCGUUGGACAGGAUUUACGCCCUCUCAAACACACUGAUCCUAAAUUUAAGGAGAUUCUCAAGUCGGGAUCAACGCUAGUGUUGCGUAAAAUUGAAAAACCGGAUGACCCGAGAGUGAUCCUAAUAAGACCUGGUCAGCAUAAGCCAGGCGAAUUUACUCCGGCGGAUAUGAUGUCAGUUGGAAAUGUGAUGCAGCAGAUACUGUAUCUGGAAGAUGAUAAUUUCGUAGUGGCAGGUGGUGUUAAUGUUAUGGACUUAAGGUCUGCGAGUAUGGCUCACUUUGCCCAGAUGACUCCGGUACAAAUGAAGAAGAUGGUCGUGGCUUUUCAGGAUGCUGCACCUGUAAGGAUGAAAGCCGCACACUAUUUCCACGCACCUGCCGGAUUUGAGACAAUCUUCAAUAUAAUCAAAAACUUCUUGAAUGAGAAAAAUAGAAAUAGAUUGCACGUGCAUGGCAAAGAUUUUGACGCUUUGUACAAACAUAUUUCGAAAGAGAUCCUGCCUGCUGAGUACGGAGGAAAUGGCGGAACUAUUCAGGAAAUAACAGAUUACUGGGUAAAUAAAGUGGAAGAAUACAGUGACUGGCUUGAAGAAGAUAGCAAGUUCGGCACGGACGAGUCACUUCGGCCCGGCAAGCCGAGGACGGCCGAAGCCAUGUUCGGUGUAGAUGGCUCCUUUAGACAACUUGAUUUCGAUUGAAAAAUUAAAAUAAAAUAAAAUAUCUUAAUCUA